Zasmidium cellare ATCC 36951 is the source of this 1044-nucleotide messenger RNA. RefSeq lists its product as uncharacterized. Bases 1 to 1044 code for a protein of 347 amino acids. The record is from RefSeq and is a predicted model, not a curated record. The transcript has 4 exons. NCBI's taxonomy places the organism in Eukaryota, Fungi, Ascomycota, Dothideomycetes, Mycosphaerellales, Mycosphaerellaceae. Gene Ontology annotation, cellular component: cytoplasm.
AUGUCCACGAGCUCAGCUACCCAUCGUACGCUGGGUAAAGAUGGUCCGUCAGUGCCACCAUUGGGCCUCGGACUCAUGGGCUUGUCUGGAGGCUAUGGCAAAGCACCUCCCGAUGAAGAAAGAUUUAAGUUUUUGGACAGAGCUGUUCAACUUGGAGCGACUUUCUGGGAUACCUCUGACCUGUAUGGAGACAACGAGGCCAUGCUCGGGAAAUGGUUCAAGCAGACCGGCAAACGCAAUGAGAUCUUCCUUGCGUCCAAGUUCGGAAUUAGCAUGAAGUCUAGGGAUGUCGCCAGCUUCGUGAUUGACAGUUCCCCUGAGAAUUGCAAGAAAUGCUGUAAUGGUAGCCUGGAGAGACUGGGUGUUGACUGCCUUGAUCUAUACUACGCUCAUCGGGUGAAUCCUGAUAUCCCUAUCGAAAGCACCAUGAGAGCUAUGGCCGAGCUCAAAGCAGAAGGCAAAAUCAAAAAUAUUGGCCUGUGUGGAGUGAGCUCAGCAACUCUACGUCGAGCCUGCAAAGUCGCUCCAGUAGCUGCAAUCCAGAUGGAAUACUCGCCCUUCUCUCUCGACAUCGAACAAGAGAAAGGCACCUACCUUCUGCAAACUUGCCGCGAGCUUGGUGUAGCAGUCGUCUGUUACUCACCUCUGGGCCGGGGCCUCCUGACCGGAGCCUUCUUGACACAGGAGUCGGUCAGCGGAGCAGGCGACAACCGUGCCAAAGUCUUCCCUCGAUUCAGUGAAGAGAACAUCGCUGCCAACGCUAAAUUGGUCAACCAAUUCAAAGCUCUCGCCGACAAGAAGGGAUGCACCACGUCGCAGCUUGCACUAGCUUGGCUCCGAGCACAGAAUGGCAUCGUCAUACCGACCCCAGGGACCAAGAAAAUCAAGUACUUGGAAGAGAACUGGGCGUCACUCGACGUGCAGUUGACAAGCGAGGAGGAGGAGGAGAUCCGGGCUUUCGUCAAUAGUGUGGAGGUCAUGGGCGGCAGGGAGCCUCCAUCGGGCGAAGGGUAUGGCUUCGUGGAUACUAGAGAAGAGGCCUAG